This is a messenger RNA of Cinara cedri, 498 nucleotides long. NCBI's taxonomy places the organism in Eukaryota, Metazoa, Arthropoda, Insecta, Hemiptera, Aphididae. The record is from the annotation of a GenBank genome assembly.
AUGAAAAUUUGGACGGCUCAACACAUAUUUAACCACUCAUGGGAGACGGUGGUACAAGCAUCUUUUUUCAAGUACCCGAAUCCAAUGAACACAGCGGUUAAAAGCAUUGAUGUUAUUGAUCGACAAGUAAUAAAUGGAGAACUGCAUUCAUAUCGGUUAAUUAAUACUAGAUGGACGUUACCAAAUUGGGCAAGUGCAUUAAUAGGGCCAAUGAGCACAUUUUAUGCCGUUGAAUAUUCUAAAGUAAGUCGAGAUCAACGGAAGUUAAGGUUGGAUAGUCAUAACUUAUCAUUGAGAAAAUUCGUCGAAAUUCGAGAAAAGCUCACAUAUGAGGCAUAUCCGGAAGAUCCGCAAAAAACAUUACUCAAGCAAACUACUUAUGUAACUGUAAAAGGAUUGCCAUUUAAUGGUUGUAUAGAAAACAUACUUACCAGUAAAAUUUCAGAAAAUGCAGCCAAAGGACGACAAGCUAUAGAAUGGGUUAUUGAAAAUUUGUAA